Molecule: messenger RNA, 3582 nt
Organism: Wyeomyia smithii (pitcher-plant mosquito)
Lineage: Eukaryota; Metazoa; Arthropoda; Insecta; Diptera; Culicidae
Exons: 1
Coding region: 1-3582 (1193 amino acids)
Biological process (GO): proteolysis
Molecular function (GO): zinc ion binding; nucleic acid binding; aspartic-type endopeptidase activity
Source: RefSeq, a predicted model, not a curated record
AUGAGACGAACACCGUCAAAAAAUGAAGGCGCUGCUGGCGGUGGUGGCAACAGUAGUGUUGGUGGCCGCCACGAAGAAGAAGCGAAUGAUCUCGACGCGCUUGCCCAUAUGCGUGGGCUUGCAAAAGGCAAACUCACUCGCGUUAAGAACAUGUUGGAACAAGUUGCUGGUGAAGAGAUGACGCUGCCCAAGGUAAAAGUGCUCGGUAAGAAGAUAGAAGCGGCAUACAGUGAAUUCAAUGCUUGUCAUGAGCGCAUCAUGGCAAUUACUCCUGCCAACAAAAGGAAGGAUCAGGAUUGUAAGUACCUCGAAUUUGAAUCUCUCUAUGAUAAUGUGUCAUUAACGGUUGAAACGCUGAGCGAAGGAUUACUUCAAGCCCCUGUAAACGCUCUAGCAAUUCCAAAUCAGCAAUUGAUAGUUCAACAAUCUCUUCCACGUGCAAUCCCACAGUUUGAUGGUCGUUUUGAUCAGUGGGAAAAGUUUAAAGUUAUGUUUCGAGACGUUGUAGAUCGAUCAAACGACUUGCCUCGUAUUAAGCUCUACCAUUUAGAAAAGGCUCUGAUUGGGGAUGCAGCCGGCAUAAUUGAUGCAAAAACCAUUUCAGAUGGCAAUUAUGACCGCGCUUGGGAAAUAUUAACAGAAAGAUUCGAAGAUAAAAGACGACUAGUUGAUCAUCAUAUAUCAGGAUUGUUGAAAUUAAGAAAAAUGACGCAUGAAAGUUUUUCCGAGCUAAGAACACUUUUAGAUUCAUGCAUAGGCCAUGUCGAAAACUUGAAAUAUUUGGGUCAAGAAUUUUCUGGGGUAUCAGAGAUGAUUGUUACCUAUCUUCUCACAAAUUCACUCGAUGAUGAAACGAAAAAACUUUGGGAUGCCACAGUUUUACGUGGAGAAAUGCCUCAUUAUAAUAACACAGUCAAUUUUCUAAAAGGUCGCAUUUCCAUAUUAGAACGAUGUCAAAAGUCCACAACUGAUAGCAAAGUCAAACAUUCCUCCCGUGUCACUGCAAAACUGGGUCAAAAUAUGUCAAAUGUGAAAUCGAAUGUCGCUACUUCUAUCAGUUGCGAAUUCUGUACUGGUGAACAUGUUGCGUUCAAGUGUUCAACAUUUAAUGAUUUAUCAGUGGAAAAUCGACUUAAGCUAGUGCGUGAGAAACAAGUAUGUUUUAACUGUCUACGACGUGGUCAUCGAGGAGCUGAAUGCAAAUCUACUAAGACAUGCUCAAAAUGUAAAAGAAGACACCACACUUUGCUACAUGCAGAAGGAGGACCUGCACAAGGCACCGAUUCGAGCGCCUCCAAAGCGAUCGAACAGCCAGUAUCGCAGUCAUCGGCUGCUGUGCAACCUUCAGAUACCAAGGCUGCACUUGAGCAUGUAUCUACUACAGCAGCUUCGAACAUGGGUGGAGUACCAACUUCUCAAAUAUUUUUGCUAACGGCAACGGUUGUCAUCUUAGAUAAACAUGGACAACAGCAUACAUGUCGAGCGCUUUUAGAUAGCGGAUCGCAGGUUAAUUUUAUUUCAAAGGCAAUGCAUCAGAAGAUUCAAACAGAAAGCGAAGCGGUUAAUAUUCCUAUAACCGGCGUUAAUAGUCUGAAAUCCAACAUACGACAACGAGUCAAAGUACAAGUACUUUCAAGACAAAACGAUUUCAAGAUUGAGAUGGAUUGCUUAGUUUCGGGUUCGGUGACAGGAAUGCUGCCUAUUAUUGCGGUUGAUACAGCCAAAUGGAAUAUACCAACGGGAAUAGUACUUGCGGAUCCAAUGUUUUACCAACCAAGAGAAGUGGAUUUAUUGAUCGGAAUGGAAUGGCUCGAUGAUAUAUUAAAACCUAGCCGAUUAAAGUUGCCGGAUGAUUUACCUACGCUACAGGACUCGCAAUUUGGAUGGUUAGUUGGUGGAAAAUGUGUAAAUGUGGAAAAUUCUAUGAAUUCGAUAGGCCAAUGUUUUCACGUCGCAGUAUCUACAAGUGAGUUAAGCGAACAAAUACAACGGUUCUGGGAAAUAGAGAGUGUACACAACGAAGAAAGUGUUGCAUCAGAGGCUGAACAGUGCGAACUUCACUUUCAAUCAACAUUCAAACGGAAUGAGGAAGGACGAUAUAUUGUCCAGUUUCCACUCAAAGAAUCUUUCAAUCAACUUGGAAAUUCAAGAUCUAUGGCACUCAAGAGAUUCUACGCUCUCGAAUAUAGGUUACUGAGGAAUCCAGAAAUUAAGAAGCAGCACGACGAGUUCAUAGAAGAAUAUGAGCAGUUAGGGCAUUGCAAGGAGGUGAAUGAAGAAGAUGAUCCCGAAGGUAUAAAGAAGUGGUACUUGCCACACCACGCAGUUCUAAAACCUACUAGUUCUACAACAAAAUGUCGUGUGGUUUUCGACGCUUCAGCGAAAGUAGGUGGGACUUCGCUAAAUGAUGUAAUGAUGAUUGGUCCUACUAUUCAACCAGAUUUAUUAACUAUCAUAUUGAAAUUUCGAUUAUACCGUUAUGUUUUAAGUGCUGAUAUUGCUAAAAUGUACAGGCAAGUCCUGAAAAAUGAAUGUCACACCCCACUUCAAAGAAUUUUCUACAGGAAAAACCCCACAGAUCCCAUUAAAGUACUCGAAUUAAAAACCGUUACCUACGGGACAGCGGCAGCGCCGUUUUUGGCUAUUCGGGCGCUGUAUCAAUUGGCGAUAGAUGAGCAACACUCACAUCCCAUGGCGGCAAAUGUAGUAAAAAAAAAGUUCUAUGUCGACAAUGUAUUUGGUGGAAAUGAUUUGAAUGAAGUUAUAAAGCUUCAGCAAGAACUGAUUUCUUUACUAAAUCGUGGUGGUUUUCAUUUGCAUAAGUGGGCAGCUAACGAUGUGCGACUUCUGGACGCUAUUCCUGCAGAAGAUCGAGACGAGAUGGUGAGAAUAGAAGAAUUUAGUGCUAACGAAGCAAUCAAAACUCUUGGGUUGAUGUGGGAUCCUGUAAAGGACGAAUUUAUUUUCCUUGCCCAACCGGACUGUAGCAACUCAACACCAACGAAGCGACAGGUACUAUCCACAAUAGCGAGACUUUUUGAUCCGUUAGGUUUGUUAUCACCUGUUAUAGUUUUGGCAAAGGCAUUGAUGCAAAGAUUGUGGAAAAAUAAACUUAAGUGGGAUGAUCCCAUUGAUGGCGAGCUUUUAAAUGAUUGGAGAAACUUUCUUGGUGCAUUACCUCUCAAUGAGGAAUUUCGUGUAGUCCGACAAGUAGUUCCGAACGAAGCAAAACAAAUUGAAAUACACGGUUUUGCAGAUGCUUCUCAAAUAGCCUACGGGGCAGGUGUGUAUUUACGCUCAAUAUACAACGAAAACUUUGCCAGUUUGCAGUUAGUAACAAGUAAGUCCAAGGUUUGCCCCAUUCCCCCGCUGUCCAUUCCAAGAAAGGAACUACUAGCAGCGCGCCUCCUGUAUCGUUUGGUAAAGAAAGUCAUCGACGCAAUGGAAUUGAAAGGUGUUCCAGUAAUACUUUGGUCCGACAGUCAGGUGGUACUAGCGUGGCUCAGCAAGCCACUGGAAAAACUACAAAUAUUUGCUAGGAAUCGAGUUGCCGAAAUUGUAUCUACAGAUAACUUCGAGUGA